GUUACCUUAUACCACAACAUAUGUGUAACAUUAUUUUGUUAUUAAUGAAAAUAUUCUCCGUGUGAGUGCGCAGUUAACGUUAGUCACUCUAUCAAGGAACUCUAGUUGGAUUUAUAGACACUGGAAAUAAGGAACAUGAAUCUUCAUAUAAAAUUUUCAACUGCCUUGCUAAUGAUAACCGUAGCAACGGUUUAUUCUAGAGUUCCACUGCCACCCAACAGUUUCCAAGCCUUUAGAAGGCAGGCAAUCAUCCAACAUCAACCCAUUAUACACCAUCAGACAAUUAUACAACAUCCAUCAGUUCUUACUCGUUCCCAGGCACAGACCUCAACACAAGGUCAAACAAAUAGAAGUUCAAAGAAAACAAACGGUACUACAACAGCAACAACUGCUACUACCACUACCACUACGGAACCACCAGAAGUGGAUGAUGACUUUUUGCCACCACAGCAAAGGUCAAGGACACGACCUACAUACAUCAACUAUGAUUAUUAUUACAACUAUAAUGAUGCACCGACAACAAAUGGAUACGAUUAUUUUGGUCUAGGGUUCGGAUUUAAUGGCGCUGUUGUUUCGGGCGGUGUGUCGAGAGAAGUAGACUACGACUAUAACCCUCCAGCCACACAACCACCGCAUCGAACACAAAACCCUCGACCAACACAAGCAACAAAAUCAACAAGCACGACAACAACAGCUACGACAACAAAAUCACAGACAACAACGGCAGAAACACCCGAACCAGACGAUGAUAUGAUUACUAAUCCAGCUACCGUAAAGUCUGGGGCACCUAUCCAAGAAACUUACACCGGAUAUUGCUUUUGUUCUCCUUUAAAAUACUGUCCAGUCGACUCAAUACCUCGCGGAGGGCUGUGCCAUAAUUUCUUGGCAUAUUUCACUAAUCUUAGAUUUAUACGCUGUUGUUACAGCCCAAGUGUAGCCAGAAGCCUGCAGUUGUGAAUUGUCGCUAUAAGUAGGAAAUGUGUACUUACUGUCUUUCGUCAAACUCAUUCUUUUUUCUUCAAAGUGGCUGUAAUGGCUGAAAACCAUGUAUCAUCUUGAUUUAUCAUGCAGUUUUUUAAACUGCGGUUUUGAGUUGAAUUGUAAUUUCAGCAGAUUUCAGACACCCAGUCAUAUAAGUUUACAGACUGAAAAAUCUUUAAAGUUAUGGAUUAUCCGUAUCUGUAAAAACUCAGAUAUCCUUACACCUUCAGUCGGUAAUUGCCCUUUCUCAGGAACUUUUUCUGACAACUCUUCUGGCUGUAAUUUUUUUUAUUUCAGGACUAUUAUUGAUUUUGUGUACUUGGUCUGUAAACAUUACCACAAAUAUACCGUAUUUUCUAACAUACAGAUGAUAUAAAUUUGUUUGUUUCAAUGUAAGGUCGAAAUAUCUUUUACCAAGUGGACACCAGAAGCAAUAUUUCCAGAUACAAAACUUUGAUAUCUGUUGUUCACGACUGAAAGAUAUUUCGAUCUUGUCGCUGUUGGCCUUCUAAUGCUUUCAUUUCGCUAUGUCUGUUUCUGGAAAACUAACUUUCAUUAGAUAAGUAAAUGAUUUAUUACCUACAUUUAUUUCAUGGUUUUUCAGUAAUACUGGGGAAAAAAGGUUGAAUAAUCCUUUGACAUUCUUAAUAAUUGAAUGAAUGUAGCAGCAUGUUCCGUAUUUAAUGUAUGACACUCUGUUUCUACAGGUACGUAUGUUCAGUUUAAAACUAUGACUGAAUAAGUUUGUAGAUGAAAACAAAUUGAUUCACGGAGGGCCUAAAUUGGAUCCGACCUUGCAAAAUCCACGAGAGCCGAUUACAAAAUCCCAGAUCUAGCUACUGUUGUAUA
Mercenaria mercenaria is the source of this 1830-nucleotide messenger RNA. RefSeq lists its product as uncharacterized. The transcript has 2 exons. NCBI's taxonomy places the organism in Eukaryota, Metazoa, Mollusca, Bivalvia, Venerida, Veneridae. Bases 136 to 957 code for a protein of 273 amino acids. The record is from RefSeq and is a predicted model, not a curated record.